UUUUAAACGAAGAUCAUUACAUAAGUUCUGUUUAAAAUUAUUCAAUUAAAAAAAUUUAUGAGAGAUAUAUGUUAUGAACAGUAUUUAUAAGUGAACAAAUAUGGCCGUUUUAAACAAUGGGGUUUCACUAUUUUACAAUGUCAAUAAAUUGUGUAAGCACUUGACACCGGCAUUUACUUUGCCAAAUUUAUUAAAUGGUAAUGGUAAGCAGAUUUGGACGAACUCAGCAGCUUCUGUACCUGCUAAAGUGCUCCCUAAAGAAAGUCUGUAUAGAAGGAUGAAAGAUAAAGUUUACUACCAUGCUUUCGAGAAAUAUAUUUUUCGGGCAAAAGGUUUCUUGUUGUAUAGACAUUGUUGUGAUAACCUUGAUUAUAUUAAAUUCAUGAGAGAUCAUGAAAUGCCAGAUACUUUUUUUUCUUGGUUUUUGGUGACCGAAUUACACGUGUGGAUGCUCAUGGUACGAUUGAUGGCAGCAGGGCGCGAUGGGGUUGAAACUAAACAAAAUUUGGUAGCUGCAUUGUGGCAAGAUACUGACGUUCGAAAAAAACAGCUUGGAAGUAUUAUCGACUCAGCUGUGAAGACUCAUAUUCGGGAAAUAGGAUACCAAUUUAAUGCCGCAAUUAUAGGCUACGAUGAAGGAUUAUUAGGCAACGAUUGUAUACUAGCUGGAGCUGUAUGGCGAAGGAUUUUGCAAAUGGAGUGUGAAAAUCCAGAGAUCGUUGAAAACUUAGUCAGAUAUAUUCGUAAAUCAAUUUCUGAACUAGAUAAUCUUCCAAAUGAACUGUUCCUUAAAUCCACUAAGAUAAAGUGGCAAGAAUAUCCAGUUGCAGAAAAAAAAAUAUAUUAAUCUCAAAACAAUUUUCUAGAAUAAAUUUAAUGCGGUGAUUUAAGUGCUCGUUUGUAUAUUAUAAUUAUUGUAUUAUUUAAUAGAUAAAAACAAUCUUCUUAAUCGA
This is a messenger RNA of Microplitis demolitor, 953 nucleotides long. RefSeq names its product ubiquinol-cytochrome-c reductase complex assembly factor 1 (gene Uqcc1). The coding region runs from base 101 to 847 and encodes 248 amino acids. The transcript is spliced from 6 exons. NCBI's taxonomy places the organism in Eukaryota, Metazoa, Arthropoda, Insecta, Hymenoptera, Braconidae. Gene Ontology annotation, cellular component: mitochondrion. Gene Ontology annotation, biological process: mitochondrial respiratory chain complex III assembly. The record is from RefSeq and is a predicted model, not a curated record.